CCUCACCAAGUUGAACUAGGCUUUCCUUCUGUUUCAAAGCAAGAAUGGCAGCCUCCACCAUGGCUCUCUCCUCCCCUUCGCUCGCCGGCAAGGCCGUGCAGCUCUCCCCGUCGGCCCCCGAGCUCUUCGGCAACGGGAGAGUCGCCAUGAGGAAGACCGGCGGCAGGCCCGUGGUACGGCCCUCGUCCGGGAGCCCGUGGUACGGCCCCGACCGCGUCAAGUACCUCGGCCCCUUCUCCGGCGACCCCCCGUCCUACCUCACCGGCGAGUUCCCCGGCGACUACGGGUGGGACACCGCCGGGCUCUCGGCCGACCCCGAGACCUUCGCCAAGAACCGGGAGCUCGAGGUGAUCCACGCCCGGUGGGCCAUGCUCGGGACCCUCGGGUGCGUGUUCCCGGAGCUCCUGGCCCGCAACGGCGUCAAGUUCGGCGAGGCCGUGUGGUUCAAGGCGGGCGCCCAGAUCUUCAGCGAGGGCGGCCUCGACUACCUCGGCAACCCCAGCCUGAUCCACGCCCAGAGCAUCCUGGCCAUCUGGGCCUGCCAGGUCAUCCUGAUGGGCGCCGUCGAGGGCUACCGCGUCGCCGGCGGUCCCCUCGGCGAGGUCACCGACCCGCUCUACCCGGGAGGGAGCUUCGACCCGCUGGGACUCGCGGACGACCCCGAGGCCUUCGCGGAGCUCAAGGUGAAGGAGAUCAAGAACGGGAGGCUCGCCAUGUUCUCCAUGUUCGGGUUCUACGUGCAGGCCAUCGUGACCGGAAAGGGGCCGCUGGAGAACCUGGCCGACCACCUCGCCGACCCGGUUAAAAACAACGCUUGGGCCUACGCCACCAACUUCGUCCCCGGAAAGUGAGGGCCCUAUCCUAUGUAAACGAGAGGGUUAAUAUUGUGACGAUUCUUGUGCUUCCUCAUCUCGUGUAAAUUCAUGCAAAUUACUUAAUGAUGAGUUGAGAAUGUUGUUACC
Messenger RNA from Syzygium oleosum, 962 nucleotides. RefSeq names its product chlorophyll a-b binding protein of LHCII type 1-like. Bases 45 to 851 code for a protein of 268 amino acids. Lineage: Eukaryota; Viridiplantae; Streptophyta; Magnoliopsida; Myrtales; Myrtaceae. The record is from RefSeq and is a predicted model, not a curated record. Gene Ontology annotation, biological process: photosynthesis, light harvesting in photosystem I; response to light stimulus. The transcript has a single exon. Gene Ontology annotation, cellular component: chloroplast thylakoid membrane; plastoglobule; chloroplast envelope.